AUGAUACAUCCUUUGUUAUUGUUAUUAUUGUUAACUCUAGUUGUAAUUAGUGUGCAUUCUUAUGGUCAUUUAGAUAAGCUAUGUACAGACAUAUCCAACAAAGAUGCCUGCAACAACAUAGAAAGAGAACAGACCUUCGAAUGCGCCGAAAAUAUUAAUUCAAUGACCGAUUGUGCAUUAAACAUCAACAAUGGCAAGCGAGAAUUUGCCAUUCUACAACCCGAACAAGCUCUCUUAGCGGCGAAUUUCGUCUCCGAUAACGUCACUGUUAUUGCAGAAAUAACCACUGAAAAACCCCCUUACCAAACGGUGGUCUUGGCGCGAAAGUUCUACAACAACUCCUUCGAAGACUUGAGGAACAAGCGCUUCUGCCAUCCGGGCUUCAAGCACGACGAAUUGGUCACCGGGUAUGUCCUGCAGGAGUUCGAAGCGAAGAUAAUCGAACUGAACAACAGCUACUGCCAGAGCGCCGCUCAAACGCUCUUAGAGAAGCGAUUGGGCGCUCUAUCCGGCUUCUUCGGGCCCUCCUGUCGCCCCGGAGAAUGGGCCAUCGACGAUCCCUCUCUCGACGCCUCUUUAAAAACGAAAUAUUCGAAUCUCUGCGAACAGUGCGGCCCGGAGAAGUGCAACGUGAACUACCAAGAGCCCUUCCAAGACGCCUUGAGUUGUCUUAGAAACGGCGGUGAUGUGGCUGUUACCAGUCUAUUGCACGCCUCGAAAUUCUUCGAAGAUUCGAACAACAUCGAUGGCUUCGUUUACGUUUGUCCCGACGGACGGGCGAUGAAUCCCCGAGAUGGGAAUUGCACCUUCACCGAUCAAUUGAACAGGAUCGUUAUAACCGAACGGUCUAUAAUGGAAGCGACUCGAAACUACUUGGAUAAAAAUUUACCCAACCACAAAUCGCUUAACGGUUUCUCCACGCAAUCGCUCGCUUCUGUGCCGCUAUUAGAAGAAUCUCUGCAAGUCCUGCUGGAAUUGAGCAAAACCGAUAACAUUACGUUUGUACAACCGGUACCGUUAAAAGCAUACGUAUUCGCUCGCAGGAACAUUCCGAACCCAUCGAGCAGCAUCUACUGCGAGGAGACAGUGAACUGGUGCACAGUCGAUGCGAAGGAACAGGAAAAGUGCCUUUGGUUGCAACAGGCCGCUCUCAACGCGGGCCUACAGCCAGUCAUUCAAUGCGCUCAGAGCCAAUACAACGAAACCAUCUCCUGCAUCAAUGAUAUUGAUCAAGGAAAGUCCGAUGUGGCCUUCGUCGAUGUUGACUACGGCUACAGCGCUUCGAGGUCUGGUUUAACGUACGCCGCCUAUCCCGAAACCGCCAAUAAAGAUCUAUCUACUAUAAUUAUAGUAGUUCGAAACGACUCCACGAACAUCGGCAGUUUGAAGGGAAAGAAGUCCUGUUUCCCGCGAUACGGUGGAAAAGAAUGGCUGGCGUUCAUCGACGCGAUGAAAUCCAACAAGCAGAUGUCGAUGAAGUCCUGCGAUUUAAACGAAGCUUUCGAGGAGUUCGUAGGUGAUAGCUGCUUACCGGGCGCUAAAAAUAAAUAUUUCGACGUUAAGAACGCCGAGAAACUGUGCGCUCAAUGCCUGACGAAUAGCGUUUUCGGACCCGCGAAAAUGUGCAAUAACGACCAUCAAAACAAGUAUUACUCAACGGACGGGGCGUUGAAGUGCGUCGAAGAUAAAGCUGGGGAUUUUGCGGUGGUUACGAUAUCAGAUAUCGAGCAGUUUAAGGAUAAAACGGACGGUUUUCGAGUGGUCUGUCGUAACGGAUCUUUGGCUAAAAAUGAGGGUUUAUCGGUGGAUUCCGAUUGCGCUCUAACUAUAAUCACCACAGGGGAUGUAGUGGUGAAAAAUAACACGGUGAAACGAUCGAAUGUUAUUCAGCUUCUGAAAGGAAUCGAUUUGGAGUUCGGGCAAAGUCUCAGGAAGACUUUCAAAGUGUUCGAGACAUUCGAUAACGUUCCCGAUCUGCUGUUUCCUGAUUCUACGCCUGGAUUGGACUUUGAUGGAGAUGCGUUGGGUAAACCGGUGGAGAAUUUCAAAAGUUUGCUAGAAAAUACAGAAAAGUGUGAAGUUGGUCCUAACGUGGGUCAUCAUCUGGUGCCUUCUACUAUACUUAUGAUUAUUCUUACGAUUAUUGUGAGAUUUUAA
Molecule: messenger RNA, 2157 nt
Organism: Phyllotreta striolata
Lineage: Eukaryota; Metazoa; Arthropoda; Insecta; Coleoptera; Chrysomelidae
Source: the annotation of a GenBank genome assembly